This is a messenger RNA of Oryza brachyantha (malo sina), 2210 nucleotides long. RefSeq names its product ATP-dependent DNA helicase 2 subunit KU70. Gene Ontology annotation, biological process: telomere maintenance; cellular response to X-ray; cellular response to gamma radiation. The transcript is spliced from 19 exons. Lineage: Eukaryota; Viridiplantae; Streptophyta; Magnoliopsida; Poales; Poaceae. The record is from RefSeq and is a predicted model, not a curated record. Bases 110 to 1987 code for a protein of 625 amino acids. Gene Ontology annotation, cellular component: Ku70:Ku80 complex; nucleus. Gene Ontology annotation, molecular function: telomeric repeat DNA binding; damaged DNA binding; double-stranded DNA binding.
AGGGCGGAGGCAAAACCCUAGGGGGCUCGGCUUCGGCGACCUAAACCCUAGCGGGCUUCCAGAAGCUUCCAGAAGGGUCUCGAGGUGUUCCAACGGAGAGCACCGCGCCAUGGACCUGGACCCCGAGGGCCUCUUCCGCGACGACAGCGACGAGGAUGACGACAGCGUCCAGGAGAGGGAGGCCAACAAGGAGAUGGUCGUCUACCUCAUCGACGCCUCGCCCAAGAUGUUCACCCCAGCGACCACCGCCCAGGCAGAUGAUAAGGAGACGCAUUUUUGUACUAUUGUGAACUGCAUCACACAUGCACUGAAGACGCAGAUUAUUGGUAGAUCCUAUGAUGAAGUUGCUAUAUGUUUCUUUAACACUAAAGAAAAGAAGAAUUUACAGGAAUUGGCUGGUGUUUAUGUUUAUAAUGUUACUGACAGAGAACCACUUGAUAGACCUGAUGCAAGGUUGAUUAAGGAAUUUUCUUGUAUAGAAGAUUCUUUCAUGAGCAAUAUUGGAAGUCGGUAUGGAAUAACUGCUGGAUCUCGAGAGAAUACCUUGUACAAUGCUCUUUGGGUUGCACAGGCACUGUUACGUAAAGGAUCUGUGAAGACUGUGAGUAAACGGAUUGUGAUAUUCACCAAUGAAGAUGAUCCUUUUGGUGGCCUUACAGGAUCAGUAAAGACUGAUAUGAUAAGGACAACAAUCCAACGUGCAAGAGAUGCACAAGAUCUUGGCCUGUCCAUUGAACUUCUUCCUUUGAGUAGGCCCGAUGAGGAGUUCAACAUGUCCCUGUUUUAUGCGGAUUUAAUUGGUCUGGAGGGAGAUGAAAUAGUGGAGUAUCUGCCAUCUUCUGGUGAAAAGCUGGAGGAUAUGACUAAUCAGCUGAAAAAACGAAUGAUGAAGAAGCGCAAAGUCAAAACUCUUUCAUUUGCAAUCACCAAUGACAUUUGCAUAGAGGUGAAUACAUUUGCGCUAAUCCGCCCAACUACUCCAGGGGCAAUUACAUGGCUUGAUUCUAUCAGCAACCUUCCAUUGAAGGCUGAAAGGUCUUUUAUAUGCAAUGACACUGGAGCCCUUCUUCAGGAUCCACAAAAGCGCUUCCAGCUGUACAAUGAUAAAAUUAUUAAAUUCUCUGCUCGUGAAUUGUCUGAUGUGAAGAGGGUUUCAAGUCAUCAUCUACGCCUUUUAGGGUUCAAGCCAUUGGACUACCUUAAAGAUUAUUACAACCUAAGACCGUCAACAUUUAUUUACCCCAGUGAUGAGCAAACAUUUGGAAGCACUCGUGUUUUCGUUGCUUUACAUGACUCAAUGCGGCGUCUCAGAAGGUUUGCACUUGCAUUUUAUGGGAAUCCAACUCGCCCACAACUUGUAGCCCUUAUUGCACAAGAAGAGGUUACUUCUGCUGGUGGUCAAAUUGAACCACCUGGAAUGCACAUGAUCUAUCUUCCGUACUCAGACGAUGUUAGAUAUCCUGAAGAGGUUCAUCUGACUUCUGACGAUGCACCUCGUGCCACAGAUGAACAAAUUAAGAAAGCUUCAAAUUUGUUGAGACGUAUUGAUUUGAAGAACUUCUCAGUAUGCCAGUUUUCUAACCCUGCAUUGCAAAGACACUAUGGGAUCUUGGAGGCCUUAGCUUUAGGUGAAGAUGAGAUGCCAGAUGUAAAGGACGAAACCCUGCCUGAUGAAGAGGGCUUGGCUAGGCCAGGAGUAGUUAAAGCUGUUGAGGAAUUUAAGGCUUCAGUGUAUGGUGAAAACUAUGAUCAAGAGGAAGCUGAGGCAGCAGCAACGAAGGCUGGGGCUUCAAAGAAGAGGAAAGCACUUACUGAUGCAGCUGCACUGAAAAGUGCAGCUCAUGAUUGGGCAGAACUUGCAGACACCGGGAAGCUGAAGGACAUGACGGUGGUGGACUUGAAAUCCUACCUGACUGCACAUGACCUCCCAGUUUCUGGAAAGAAAGAGGCACUCGUCAGCAGAAUCUUGACUCAUCUAGGCAAGUGAACUGUCCACUUCGACGGCCUACGUAGAUUUACCAAACUCUGCAAUCUAUAUCUAAAUUUCUCUGAACAUACUGAAGUUUGUACCACAAAUCCUCUCCCUGCUUAAUUAGGCCGUGCCAAUUUUUGUAGCAAUAUGACAACAGCUAACCAAAGUUCGUUUGGUGUCAUGCGCUUUUGUGAGAUGCACACUGGGAUUUCUCUUAAAAAUGUCACCGCAGAGAUCA